Molecule: messenger RNA, 1324 nt
Organism: Lutra lutra (Eurasian river otter)
Lineage: Eukaryota; Metazoa; Chordata; Mammalia; Carnivora; Mustelidae
Product: carbonic anhydrase 15-like
Exons: 8
Coding region: 291-1289 (332 amino acids)
Cellular component (GO): plasma membrane
Molecular function (GO): zinc ion binding; carbonate dehydratase activity
Source: RefSeq, a predicted model, not a curated record
AAAAAUAAAAAUAAAAAAAAUAAAAGGCUUUGCUCCAGUGAAUACCAGUGAUUGUGGCUGGCACUUGGCCCUGGGAUCAGAGCCUGUGCCUGGUGAUCUCAGACCUUGGUCUUCCCUGCCGGUGGCCCUGCCUGGACACCACCCCCUCGGACCCUCUCUGCAGUGGCCUGCCAGUGAGCCCUCAAGACUUAGCCACUCCCCUCACCCUCCCCACUAACAAACAGCUGCCUUGCCUACCCCCACUGUCCUUUGGCACUUUCCAGUCCUCCGGAAUCUGCAGCAGCUACACCAUGCGGUCCCAGGGCUUUGCACUCACCUUCCUCAUUGUUCCACUGUUGGUGUGCGGGGACUCAAACGACACCUGGUGCUAUGACUCCCAGGACCCGAAGUGCGGCCCCACCCACUGGAAGGAGAUGGCCCCUGCCUGUGGGGGCCCAGCCCAGUCCCCCAUCAACAUUGACCUUCACUUAGUCCAGCGGGACCCCACCCUGGGACCUUUCAUCUUCCAAGGCUACAACUCAGCACCUCCAGGCCCAUGGACCCUGGAGAAUAAUGGCCAUACAGUGGUGCUCCACGUGGACGCUGGCCCGCAGAGCCUCCUGGAGAUUCGGGGUGCUGGGCUGCCCCUGCCUGCCUACCGCACACUGCAGCUGCACUUCCACUGGGGGGGCCCUGGGCAAGCAGGCUCAGAGCACAGCCUGGAUGGGCAGCGCCGCCCCAUGGAGAUGCAUGUGGUCCAUAUGAACACGAGGUACCAGAGCCUGGGGGAGGCGCGAAGUCACCCUGACGGGCUGGCCGUGCUGGCGGUGCACUUGGAGUCCCCUCCCCAGGAGCAGGACACUGACAAUGCCAACUUUUCUGCCCUUGUGUUGGGCCUGAAGAACGUGUCUCAGCGCGGGGCCUCGGUGAAUCUGACAUCCACCUUCCCACUGGCCUCACUGCUGCCGGGUGCCUCCGGCCUCUUGCGCUACUACCGCUACGCAGGGUCACUGACCACACCUGGCUGCCAACCCGCGGUUGUCUGGACAGUCUUCGAGGACCCAGUCCCCAUCGGGCGCAUGCAGGUGGCCCAGUUCCAGACUGUGCCCCAGGCCGGGCUCCCUGGCUCAAGCCCCACACCGCUCACGGAGAAUUUCCGCCCCCAGCAGCCUCUAGGGGGGCGCAAGGUAUCGGCCUCUUUCUGUGCCUCCAUCCGCGCGGCAGCCUCGGUCCCCACCCCGUUCCUAGCCCGUGUGCAUGGGGCUCUGCUGAGCCUGGGCCUCAACUUGUGGCUCCUGCAGGACCCCUAGGAGCCAGAUUCAACCCCUUCCCACAAUAAAUGAUG